Cooperia oncophora is the source of this 921-nucleotide messenger RNA. The record is from the annotation of a GenBank genome assembly. Lineage: Eukaryota; Metazoa; Nematoda; Chromadorea; Rhabditida; Trichostrongylidae.
UUGUUCAGAAAGAAUGCUGCUGAAAAUUCUGAAGAAGUGGAGAGUGAGGCACCGUCGACAAGUUCUCUUACGAAUCACGGCUACAAGAAAAGGAGGAAUCAUGAAGGAUUGGAGAAAAGGCAGUCAUUGUUUUACUACGAUCCUUUCACGCGCCGUUCAUUUCGUUUUUUGCUGCAUCGCAAAAAUUCUCGAAAAGCGGACAUCUAUACAUGUGCAAGGUGCAAGUCGAGGCGGAAAUAUGUUCGUAUAAUGGUUCGAAAUGAUAAAUUUCUCGGCGAUCCGGCAGCAUUGGAUCACAUUUGCCAUAUGAAUGCCGCUGAACUUCAAGAAGAACGUGUUCGAAUGGAGGAAAGGAAACAACGAAAACGAAACAGAUUUCUAUUAUGCGACAAUGAUGACGGCUUGUUCGAAGGGGAUUUGAAUUUAAACAACGGAUGUGACAGUGUGAUUUCUGAUGAUGGGUGCAUCCUGAGUUCGACACCAAACUCGCCUAAAAGUCUAGCCAAUGAGGAUGGGAGUCGGCUUGAUUCGCUGGAUGACCUCGAGCUUGAAGCGGACUCCACAUCAGAGAAAGGACCAUCGUCGUCUUCUGCUGCUCCAACACCCGGCCCUAGUCGGGUUGUGAUGGCUGGCGUGGUGAAGGAAGAGCAGCAGCAGCCAGUAUAUUAUCCAUCAAAAGAAGAAUCCUAUUCGAUAUUGUCUACGCAGCCGACCGAUGAUUACCAUUUGAUGACGUCUGCUGUGAAAGAUGAAUCCCAAACAUCUGAGCAAGAGCCGUCGGACCCUCAUUCGAACUCCUUGAUACGUGAUGCUGUCUUCCUGGAAAGCAUCAAAAUGGCAGUGGACAGUAUACCACAGGCGAAAUCGCCAGAAAGCUUACGUAGACAUACUUCGGUAUGUUUAUACGACAGUCCUGGAUAA